UUUAAUAUAAUCUAGAGAGAGAAAGAGAGAGGCAGCUUCUUAGAAGAUAGAGAAUUAAGGAGAAGGGUGAGAGGAGUCACCGUCAGUUGCUGGUGGAGGAAAUUCAGGAGGGUGGAGUAGCUACUAGUACUCCGAUCCACCGCCACCACUUUCUCCGCCGCGCUUUCAUUUCGAUCUUUCCUGCAAUUCAAGACACAUAUAUAUAUAUAUAUGUAUUCAAAACAAUUUCAGGUCGUAGGUAGUAGGUACCUGGUUAGGGUUUUGCAGAAUUGAAGAAGAAGAAGAAGAAAAAGAUUCAAUUUUUCUGAUCAUCAGUUAGUCAAAAAGUCAGUUCAAUUUCCGAGGAGAGGAACGAAGAAGAAGGUCGUCAAUUAAUCCCAAUUAAUAAUAAUAAUAAUAAUAAUCAAAAUUAGGUUUUUUAAAAUAUUCGAUGCAUCCAAAUCCAUCAGAUCAGAUCAGAUCUACCUUCCCUUCUUGAUCGACAAUAUAGAUAAUUUCAGCAGGUCCAAAAAAACAUGAAUUCCUUCACUCAUGUUCCUCCGGGAUUUCGAUUCCAUCCCACCGACGAAGAAUUAGUCAACUACUAUCUCCGAAAAAAGAUCGCUUCCAAGAGAAUCGAUCUAGAUGUCAUCAAAGAUAUCGAUCUUUACAAAAUCGAGCCAUGGGAUCUUCAAGAACUUUGCCGGAUAGGAAGUGAGGAACAAAAUGAGUGGUAUUUCUUCAGCCAUAAAGACAAGAAAUACCCAACCGGAACUCGAACAAAUAGGGCAACCAAGGCCGGAUUUUGGAAAGCGACCGGACGAGAUAAGGCCAUUUAUACGAAACAUAAUUCUCUGGUUGGAAUGAGAAAGACUCUUGUGUUCUACCAAGGUCGAGCUCCGAAUGGACAAAAAUCCGACUGGAUUAUGCACGAGUAUCGGCUCGAAUCGAAUGAAAAUGGAACUCCUCAGGCAAAAGGAUGGGUAGUUUGUAGGGUAUUCAAGAAGAAGUUGCCCUCAACACAAAGAGAUGGCGAGCACGAUUCGCUAUGUUGGUACGACGACCAUGUCACAUUCAUGCCAGAUAUCGACUCGCAAGCGCGCAUAAGUCCCAAUUCCGGGAUGUAUAAUCCAAACAACUACACAUGCAAGCAAGAGCUCGAGCUCCAAUACGGCGUGCCUAACAAUAACAUAUUUCUUCAACUUCCAAGUUUAGAAAGCCCCACGAUCCAACACUCGAAUCCGAGCAUGAUUCCUUAUGGAGGACUACAAGAAGAUCACCGGACACAAGAGGGUGACAUGGGAUCCACCCCGGAUUACUCGUUUUUCCCCAACCGGCAUGUGACCGAGUGGCAAGUGCUCGAUAAAUUUGUGGCUUCCCAACUCAGUCAAGACAACGAGGGUCGCAAGGCGACGAAUGAGGCUUCGGUUUCGGAGUCGAUUAGGGUUGUUGAGGAUGAAAUGAAGAAACAAGAUGAUAGAGAAGAAAAUGAUCUUACGGGUAUAACAGCUGCUUCUUCAAAUCAUUCAGAAAUUCAUAUGUGGAAGUAAUGAAUAUGGUAAGUAUAUAUAUUUAUGUAUAUGUAUAUGUGUGUUAAGUGAAUUUAAGUGAUAAAUGUGUAGUUUAUAUAUAUGUGCACAUAUAUUCUAAAGUUCAAUAUUAAUAAGGAUUUAAACAUAUAUAUAUAUAUAUAUAUAUGCAUAUAUGGAGAUUAUAUAUUGUUGUUGUAAAUCAAACUUAUGAGAUUAAUUGAUGUACUAUAAUUAUUAAUGUUGACAUAUUUCCGUAUGAUAUACUCUCUCCAUAUGACUUUAAGGUUUAAUUUAUUUUUUGCAUCAUUGUACUUAACAUUAAAUAUAUUAUUCCAUUUGUAUAAACUUUUGCAUAAAUGCCAUUAUAAUAGUAUUAUAAGAUACUAACAGAAG
This is a messenger RNA of Andrographis paniculata, 1904 nucleotides long. Its product is annotated as NAC domain-containing protein 7-like. The coding region runs from base 516 to 1529 and encodes 337 amino acids. Gene Ontology annotation, biological process: regulation of DNA-templated transcription. Gene Ontology annotation, molecular function: DNA binding. The record is from RefSeq and is a predicted model, not a curated record. NCBI's taxonomy places the organism in Eukaryota, Viridiplantae, Streptophyta, Magnoliopsida, Lamiales, Acanthaceae. The transcript is spliced from 5 exons.